Musca vetustissima is the source of this 1398-nucleotide messenger RNA. It is a transcript of the gene BHD, whose product is annotated as folliculin. The transcript is spliced from 5 exons. NCBI's taxonomy places the organism in Eukaryota, Metazoa, Arthropoda, Insecta, Diptera, Muscidae. Gene Ontology annotation, molecular function: GTPase activator activity. The coding region runs from base 1 to 1398 and encodes 465 amino acids. Gene Ontology annotation, cellular component: cytosol. The record is from RefSeq and is a predicted model, not a curated record. Gene Ontology annotation, biological process: positive regulation of transforming growth factor beta receptor signaling pathway; positive regulation of TORC1 signaling; positive regulation of GTPase activity.
AUGAAUGCCGUAAUAGCUUUAUGCCAUUUUUGUGAAGCUCAUGGACCAUCGGCCAUCUUUUGUACACAAACUUUGCGCGAUACCAAAUUAGAAGAUUUGUAUUUCAAUGGUCCCCAAAGUCCGACGGAACCUGGGCACAAACAAUGUCCCGCCUGUAAUUCAGUGGGUAUGACAAAUGGUUUGUAUAGCAAGGAUAAUGAAAGUGGAGCGACAUUUUUGAGUACCCAAGUAUCACCUCUGCCCGAUGUUGCAACAUUGGUGAAGCAGGCAGCUGUGCGUAGCCUUAGCUGUGAGAUUACACACAGCAAAGAUGGUGGUUUUGUGUUUUUCGGAGACACCUCAAGAGGUCACGUGCUAAGCCAUACCUUUCACGUCAGUGAUUUGCAGGCCCGUGGAUUUUAUCAAUUAUUCUCGAUUAUAAUAUUAAUGAAGGACAAAUAUUUCCUACUGAAUACCAAACCAUUUUUGGCUGAACAUUUAAGGCGAAUAUCUCUGGAAACGCAAAAUAGUGCCAAACGUGUUAAAGAAAAUGAAGAGUUGAAGGGUUCACCAAGACAACGUAGGUUGUCGGGUUCACAACCAUUGGUCCAAACACCCAGAUCUUUAAUAGAACUAACGGGAGAAGAAAACAUUUUUGCCAUCUUACAUACACAUUUCUCUUGGCUUCUAUUAGCUGGUUCCAGAUUUCUUACCGAACAUGUUACAUUCGGUAAUUUACCAUGGCUACCGCCACAAAGUACCAGUCAUCCGCCACAGCAAAGGCUUACAUAUAACAUUACCACCCUGCCAAUGAUACAGAAAUAUGAAACCCUUGAUGAUCCGGAAGAAUUUUAUUCGCUAAUACACCUCAAACAGUUGCUAAAGAAGACGGAAUUUAUUUCGCUGUGUUACUGUGCUUUAACGGGUGUUAAGAUCAUUGUUCGCGGUGAUGCCAGACGCACAUUUUAUUUUAUGAUGUGCCUCAAGAAACUUCUACCCGAUCAAAUGCAUUCUCUGAUACGCGUUGAUGCCCAGCAUCAGCAUUCCAUUAGUGCAGAUUAUAAAAUUAUAUCAAUAUCGAAUGAAAUUGCAGUACCCAUGGCCAGUUCUUCAAUUUUCCGUGUAGAUUUUCUACCAGAGACCGAUGAUGGAUGUGACAUCUCCAUUAAAUGGCCGGGGACAGUACCAAAUAAGUUACCCGAUUUAUUGGUGAAACUUUUAAAGGCCGUCAAUGAAACACGUUUCACAGAGCUGGUGUUAAAUCGUCAUACUAAGGUAUUAGUGGAAGAAUGGAAAAACAAGGUGAUAUGUUUAAAUCAUGCCAAAUCCGCAAAUGGUCAAAAUAAACUCAAACGAGUAUUAGGUGUCCAGCCACAGGAUCAAGCAUUGAUCAAUUAUUGGAGUGCCCAUUUGCAUUGA